UAUGGAGGACGACGAUAUUAAAGAAAUUGAAGAAAAGAAGGGGAUACACUCUAGAAAUUUGUAUCAACCCCCUUCCAUUAAGACUUGUUUCUUCUACAAAGAUGGUGAUAAGAAUGUGGCCGCUAUAAAACUAACGCUCGAUCCAAAAAUUCAUAAAAAUAUGGGAACUUUACAAGAUCAACUGACAAAACGUAUUCAACUACCUUUUGGUGUUAGAUCAAUAUAUACACCCAGAGGUAGGGAACGGGUCCUGGCCUGGGAGGAUUUAGAGAACGAAGGCCGUUACGUUUGCAGUACUAAUAGAAAUAAAGCUAAAGGUGUCGAUAUUGCGAGCGUUGCUAAACUUAAAGCUUGGAGGGCUAGUAGAGUACCUUCUGGUAAAAAGCAAUAUAACGAAACACUAAAAAAUGAUUCCGAUCAUCCCUUCCAACCAAAUCUACAUCAAAGACGUCGACCGCCACCUAGAAAUGCGGUAUCAGAUAGUGAAAUGGAUAGCUACCGUCCAGCUGGAAAUAAUAAAUUUUCCAAAAAGAUUAUUAUUGUUCGUAACGGUGAUCCUAAUUUACGUAGGAGUAUGCUCUUAAGUAGGCGUGCUCAAAGAAGUUUUGAAAUUGUUCUCCAAGACAUAUCAGGAAUGUUCGGCAAAGCAGUUCACGCUCUUUGGACACCGCAGGGAGAGAAAGUUGAAAGUUUAUCUAGUAUUUUUAACGGUGGUGACACUUAUGUUGUUGCCUUAAACCCAUCCGAAAGAUUUAAGCCAUCCACAAGACCAUUAUCAGAUGACCAAAGGCGAUUACCCCCAACGAGAAAGCCGCCGAAACGCCAGAGAUCCAGACAGGAACACGAUCCAGUUGCUACUAAACUAAAAGACCGCCGAGAAAGAUUGGCCAAAACAAGAGGUAUUUGGAAGGUUUGGGUUACUACCAAUGAACUACCUACGGCCGGAACUCUGGCUCAAGUUACUAUUACAGUUUACGGCCAUAAGGGGAAUUCCGGAUUAAUUACGCUUGGACAUCCUGAAGGACAGAAUUUUCAGUCUGGUCAAAUAGAUGAAUUCGACAUAAAUUGCGGAAAUAUUGGCGAAAUAUAUAAAAUACGUGUUAGCCAUGAUAAUUCGGGUAACUUUCCUGGAUGGUUUUGCGAUGAAGUUAGAAUGGUGGACGCUCAUACAAAUGAAGAAUUGACAUUCUUAUGCAGACGUUGGUUAUCUAGAGAUGAGGACGAUAGGGAAAUUUGCCGAGAACUUCCAGUUGUCAGGAAAGAUGAGGCUGUUCUUCCUGUUUAUAGAUAUCAAGUUACUGUAUAUACCGGUGAUAUUUGGAAUGCAGGAACUGAUGCUAACGUUUAUUUGACGGUUUACGGGGAAAGGGGUGAUACAGGCGUCAGGCAAUUGAUAAAAAAGGAUGACCUGAAAAAAUUUCAGAAAGGUCAAAUUGAUGUUUUUAACAUCGAAGCUGUUUCCCUAGGAAAACUAAAAAGGCUUAUAAUAGGACACGAUGCCAAUGUUCUUGGCGAAGGAUGGUACCUUGAUAAAGUUGUUAUAAAAGAAUCUCCAAAGUCUCAAGAGGAGUGGACUUUCCCUUGCUUUAGUUGGCUCGACGAAGGUGAAGGUGACAAAAAAAUAGUUCGAGAACUAAAAGUUUUAGAAGAAUAUAAAACAGAUCUUGUUGAAAAGGAAUUGUGGGAUUUAGAAAAGUGGAAAUGGAUAGCUGAAAAUCAGCUCAUAUUGUUCUCAAAAUUGACUCUUCAAGCUCUACGAGUAAAUCACGAUGGAUCAGUCGACGUUCUAGGCCAGGACAAAGAGGCAACAACAAUUUUUAAAGUUAUCGUUCGUAGAGGGCCUAAUUUCGUUCUCCAAAGUUCAGAAAAUUCCCGCUUCCAUGUGGCGAUCGAUAAUUGCAGAAUUUUAGGAAAUGGCAAAGGAGGCGGAUAUUGUGAAUUUCGUAUUAGAGUUCAACAAGAUAGAUCUGUUAUGCUAGAGUCUGCAAAACAUGUACUACAACAUAUUACAGCAGCUCAAAACGGAUCUAUGGCUGAUCCAAGAGGAACAAUUACUGGUCCACCACAACAGUUCCAAGUAUAUUGUAAAGGAAUGUUUAGAGACCAAGGCGUAUUAUUACUUUGUACGUCGAUAAUUCAAGCUCUGUCGGUUGAUCAUAAAAACUUGCUUUAUGCAACUGGCGUUAGGAACAGAGCAGCAGAAUUCAAGGUACAUAAAGUUAAGGAAGGAGGGAUCCGGAAAUUUGAGAGUUUGGGAUCAAAAGGAAAAUUUCUAAGAAUUCGGGAAGGACAGUGCGAUUGCUUGGGCGCAGGAGAUAAAUGGUGCCACUUUAAAGUGGUGAAAUAUAAAGAAAAGGGCUAUAUAGCUUUAGAAAGUUUAGCACAAAGAGGACUGUUUGUUGGAAUGACUCCUGAUGGUCAAGUUAGGCCUACUGUGGAUACUGGCGAUAAAAAUACUCGUUUAUGGCCUCAUGUAACAAAAUGGGGUAUUCCGAAAAACAAGCCGAAACCUCCCGAACCGGAACCUGUAAAGAAAACAGAAAAACCUCGAAAACGUGACACUCCAACUCCAGAACCGAAAUCAACACCUGUAUCCCCCACACCACGACAUAAAUCCAAACCUGUCAGUGCCGAAUCAAUCUAUCAAGAUGGAGAUUGGAAAGUUUGGAUUACGACAUCUGAAACGGCUCAAAGAUGUCAAGUAUUUAUGGUUGUUUACGGUUCAAAAAAUAAGUCAGAGUCAAUAUUAUUGGGAGAAUCAAAUGACGGAGAAAUUUUUCAAUCCGAUUCGCAAGAUCAAUUUAAGAUUAAUUUAAAAUCGAUUGGCAGUAUAUACAAGAUAAGAUUGGAAUUAAGCGCUUUGAGUUCAAAGGAUCCCCCAGAAUGGAAAUUGAAAGAUUUGAAGAUGCAAGAUAUGAAUUCUAAAGAGACUCUGAAAUUUAAAUUCAAUAGAUGGCUCUCUCGUCGUCACGAUGAUCAGGACAUCUUCAGGGAACAGCCAGCAGUUAGACCUGGAAAGGCUGUGCUACCCAUCCUGCUCUAUCAAGUUAGAGUUUAUACAGGAAAAGACCCUGGUAGUGACACCGACGCAAAUUUGGACAUUUUUAACUUGGAAGCCGUUUCGUUAGGAGAUUUAAAAAUGUGUCUCAUAGGCCACGAUGGAGAAGGACCAGGAGAGGGAUGGUUCUGUGAACAAAUAAUUAUUAGAGAAAGCGAAGACGCUAAACAUGAAUAUGUUUUCACGUGCAAUAAGUGGCUUGAUAAGAGCAUGGAUGAUAAGAAGAUAGAACGAGCGUUGAAACUCAAAGAAAAAAGACCAAUUCCUAAAGAGGUUGAAGAAAAGAAAGAAGAGCCGGAACCAGAGCCGGAACCGGAAAAACAGGAAGAACCUCCAAAACCGGGUGAAUGGAUCGUUUGGAUAACAACUGGAUCGAAACCUAACAAUUCAACAAAGAACUCUGUUAAUCUUUGGGUUUACGGAGAUAAAGGAAACAAUGGUCCGAUCGCCCUGAAAGAACCUGUUGAAGAUGGACGUGUACCUUUUGAAACUGGGGCCACAGAUGAAUUUAAAGUCAACCUUGGAACUGAUUUUGGCGAAUUAUACAAAAUCCGUAUCGGCCAUAAUGAAGAAGAUCGAGAAUCUGGAUGGUUUAUAGAAAAAAUAAAAAUGAAAGAUCUAGUUUCGAAUGAACUUUUAACUUUUAAAGUCAACCGAUGGCUUUCAAGAAAAGAAGAAGAUUUAGAUGUUUGGCGGGAGUUACCUGCUGUGAGACCCGGAAAAAAGGCUUUGCCUAUACUUACUUAUAAACUGGAAAUAUACACUAGUUCGGAACCUAGUUCUGACACUGAAGCCGAAUUGUACAUCGAACUCCAUGGUAGUAGAGGUGACAGCGGAAGAAGAGUGCUUUAUCACUCCCAAAAUAGCGAUGUAAAAUUCCAGCAAGGGCAAAUGGAUAUUUUUGAACUUGAGGCAGUUUCACUUGACGAUAUACAAAAAAUAAUUAUUGGACACAAAGAGGAAACAAAGGGAGCUGGUUGGUGUCUUGAAAAGGUCAUAGUGCAAGUAGAAGAGGAAAAAACAGAGAAAAUGUUCUACUUUCCGUCUAACCAAUGGUUUGACAAGGGCCAAUCUGAUUCGGCUAUAGAAAGAGAAAUAUUAGCUCAGGAGCCACCUCCAGAAUCCAUAGACCUUUCAAUCUGGGUAGAUUUAUCGGCCUUAGUAAUGAAACAGAUUUUUGGAUUAGUAACCAAUGGAGAUAUUCUUCCAUCGUCUUCUUGCACCGCAGCAUCCCUUGUAGACGGUUUAUCAACUUCUUGUACAACUGGGGGAUUUAUUCGUGCUAAUGGAAAUCCUUCAAAAUACCGUGUUGCCGGUGAAUUCAUCGCCUAUAUUAAGACAGCAGAAAGUUCCGGCCAGCCCAACGGAAGUAAUGCAAGAUUGGUAAUUUACACCGAAGAAGCCGGAAAAAAGGAAUGCGAACUUAAAAAAGAUGAAAGCUUCAAACCAGGAAACAAAGACGAAUUUGAGUUCACCUUAAAGAAAGACUGCGGUAGCGUGUGGAAAAUCCGACUGGAACGUGAGGAUGAGGACUUGUGGGAGGGAGGAUGGUUUGUAGAAGAGGUUAUUAUACAAGACAAAGAGACAAAAGAAGAACAAAAGUUUAUAUACAAUAAAUGGUUGGCUCAUGACAAGGAAAGCUGCGAGACAGUUAGAGAACAAACCAGUGAUGAUAAUAAAGAUCCCCUAAAAAAUUACGAAGUACAAGUAUGCAUAGGUGAUCAUUGGUCUGCAGGAACUUUAUCAGACUUAUAUCUUACGAUUUUCGGUAAACGGGGUGACUCAGGUAAACGCUGGUUACGUAAACAAGAAGAAAUCAACUACGACCGGAAAUCGGAGAACCUCUUCAGCUUAGAGGCGGUGUGCUUACAAGAGUUAGAAUCAAUUACCAUUGGACAUAAUGGUAUCGGUUACGGAUCUGGAAUGUUUUUAGAAAAAAUCAUUAUAAAAGAGGGGUCCAAUCGAUACAUUUUCUAUUCCAAUCGGUGGUUUGAUGAUCACGAGGAUGAUCGAUUAACGGAAAGGGAACUGAAACUAUUCUGUUUGGAUGAUGAUAGUUUAGCACUAACACCAUGCAAAGAAAACACUAAAACUCAGGGUGAAUGGAAAGUCAAAGUAAAGACCAGUGAUCUCCAUAAUGCUGGUACGCAUGCUAAAGUGACUUUGUUAGUUUGUGGAUCUAAGUCUGUCUCUAAAGAAAUAAACCUUGAUAAAGGUGAAGACGAUCAGUUUGAUCGCAACAAAGAGACCGAUUUUGAUGUAAAUGUUGGUGAUAUUGGAGAUAUUAAAAAGAUUAGAGUAUUUCACGAUAAUUCAGGAGGUUUCCCAGCUUGGCAUUGUCAUUCAAUAUUAAUGACCGAUAAGCAUACAAACCAAACUCUUCUCUUUCCCUUUCAAAGAUGGCUAGCCCAGGAUGAAGAAGAUAACGAAACUAUAAGAGAAAUGUCUCCUUUUACAAGUGAAAAUUUAACGACUCCUAUUCUGAGGUACUGGGUAGGUGUAAGGACGGCAAAUGUGAAAAAAGCUGGAACUGAAGGCGAUGUCAAGAUCAAAAUUACUGGUAAAGAUGGCGAUUCAGGAUGGAGAAUAUUGCAGAAAAGUCUGACUAACGAUAAAUGCUGGCAACAAGCAGCUUUUGACGCUUUCCUAAUUGAAUGUGUAUCUGUUGGAAGUGUCACAGGAGUAUCAAUCGAACAUAAGCCUACAGAAAGCAAAGGUUCUUGGCUAAUAGAGGAAAUAGUCAUUAAAGAAAGCGAAUUUGCUCCUACUGAAUGGACGUUUUCGAAUAAAGACUGGUUAGAACCUUCAAAAGAUAACUCUUGCAUCAGGGAACUAUUUGAUCCUCGUAUUCAGCCGGCCUCUAAACUUCCCGAGUAUAGCGAAGAUCGACAAGUGUUUACUUCCAAAGGCAAUUGGACCCUUAAAGCAUAUACAAGCACCGAUACCGAACCAGUCAAAUUGAAAGUCUUUGUCAUGCUCUGUGGCACACUAAGUUCUUCUGAUAAUAUAGAGUUAUUAGAAGCUGAGGACGGUGAAACCGAAGAGAAGAAAGACGAGACAUCAGAAAAAGAAGAGGAAAAAACACAAGAAUUUAAGCCAGGGCAAUUUAAUGUUUUUAAAUUAUCGGUUGGUGAUGAAUUGGGAGAUUUAGUGAAGUUAAGAUUUACAGCUUAUUAUGGAGAAGAGAAAGCUCUCUGGAAGUUACACAAAUUCAUAUUGAAAGACGACGAUACUAAUGCAGAAUUUUUCUCAAUUUGUGACAAGGUUUUAGAAGUGAACGAGGAAAUUAAAGAUUAUACAGUUGAAGUCGGACUUGCUAGACCAGAUAUUCCUCCACUAAUGGAAAAAACGUAUACUAUAGAGGUUAAAACGGGAGAACAGCUGAGGGCUGACACCGAAUCCGAUAUCACUUUAGACCUGCAUGGAGUUUUCGGUGAUACUGGAAUCAGAUUACUAAAUUACUUGCUGGUGGAUGAUCAAAAUAAUGAAGAAUCGAAAGAGAAGAAGAGUGAUGGAGAAGAAAACAAAGAAAAAAAUCUCUCGCCCCUUUUCGAUUUGGGAAAGAUUAAUACAUUCGAAAUACAAGCAGUGGAUAUUGGUAUAUUAAAUGAAAUCAGUUUAGGUCAUAAUUCCAGUGGUAGAGGAAGAGGAUGGUUCUUUGACUAUAUUUUAAUUAAAGAUGCUAAAGAGACAAAUUCAAGUCUCCUAUUUCUGGGUGAUAGAUGGUUGGAUACUGGUUGUAACGAUCGACUCUUGCAUCUAACUUUAAAACCUUUUAUGGAACUUCAACACGACGAGCGAGAAAAGGACGAAAAAACUAUAAACUCUAAUGGAAAAUGGUUUGUCACUGUUAAAACCACAGAAAUAGAACGUACCGAAUAUAAUUUGGUCGUCUAUGAUUCUUUCGGAAGGUCACAAAUUUUCCAAGUAGACAAUUCGAAUGAGAAAGAAAUUGAAUUGACCGAAAUUGGAACGGACGUUUAUAAAAUCAGAAUGGAAUCCUUACUUGAAGAAGGCUCUUGGAAUAUUCUAAAAGUCCAAAUGAAGGAUAAAGAUACAAAAGAAAAAUUAGAAUUUGACUUUUCAAGAUCCCUAAACGAAAAUUUAUUGUCUGUUGAACGACCGCUUAUUAGAAUCGACAAUCCGAUACCUCAAAUUAUUAAUUACAUCAUAUCGAUUCAUACGGCCGAAGAGGAAGUUUUGACUGAAGAAGAAAAUUCUGUUAAAAACUCCGAGGAAUACGUAGCGCCUUCGGUAUCUAUUUGCCUUAAAGGAGAGAACGGUGAUUCGGGAAUAAGAAAAUUAAUAGACAAUGAAAACGAGAAAAAGUUUGACAGCAAUCAGACCGAUGAGUUCGUUAUUGAGGCUGUAGAUUUAGGAUCACUUUCCGAACUAGUCAUUUAUAGAACGGAUGGCGUUAAAUGGCACUUCGAUAGCGUUCAAAUUGUAGCUGGAAAAUUCGAUCAUCGCAAAGCCAUCUUCGAUUGUAACGAAAUACUUCCUCGGGAUGAAGAUACAGAAUCUGUAACACUUUCUUUAACGAAAUAUAUUAGGAACGAUGUUGCAAUACCCAUUGAGGAAGUAGAAGAUCUCACAAAAACAGAAGGAAAGUGGAAAGUAACAACGUGGACCGGUGAAGAGGAGAAUUCCAGUCCUUUACUACCCAUUCACUUGGUUGUUUGUGGUUACACAAAUAGUACAGAGUUGAUCCCCUUGAGUUUGGAAGAGGAUAAAAAACCUUUUGAAUCUGGAGCAGAAGAUAGUUUCGAGAUCAAUAUGACAGCUGAUACAUCUUUUUAUGGGGAUUUCUUUAAGAUAAGACUUGCAUUUGAUCAAGAAAAUGAAAAACAGGACACCUCAUGGUUCUUAAAAAAGAUAAAACUGGAAGAUAUGACCACCAGAGAUUUUUUCAUCUGCGAGUAUAAUGAUGUAAUAAAACUUGAUUCAGAAAAAGACGGAUUAGUAGAGCUUCCUAUCAUUUGGCCUGCAAUACCACCAUUACCUAGCUUAAAUUACGAAAUUAAAGUAACAACUGGCGAUAGAUUUAACGCCAGUAUUGAAGGACCAAUAUAUAUUGAAAUAUACGGUGAAAAUGGAGACUCAGGUAAAAGAUGGUUAAAGAAAUCUGAUCAAGAGACCAUGUUCGCUCAGGGUCAAAUCGAUACUUUCACUAUUCAAGCAGUUCAUUUAGCAAAAUUAUCCAAAGUCGUUAUUGGUCAUGAACAUGAGGAAUCUGGCAAAGGCUGGUACUUAGAAAAAGUUGAGAUAAAAGAUGAAAAAGAAGAUAAAUUGUUCCUCUUUGAAUGUAAUAGGUGGUUAGAUAAAGGAGAAGAUGAUAAUGCUAUCGAAAGAGAAUUAAUGCUAACAGGAGAUCCAAUUGAAAAACCACCUGGAGAAUUGUGGAAAAUCUUCACUGUUAGUGGAGAAGAAUUGACAGAAAAUAAGAGCCAAUUCCUUAUCGCGAUCUAUGGCUCAGAAAAUAAAACUGAAGACUUGCUUUUGUGGGAAUCGGAGGAAUUUAAAAGUGGAGAAUCUCAAGAUUUCGAAUUGUUUACUGAAGUAGCUGUGGGUGAGCCAUACAAGGUUCGAAUUGGCUUUUCUGAAGACAACAAAGAUGAUAAGCCGUCUUGGCUGUUCAAAGAGUUUAAGAUGCAAAAUAUUAAAACGGGAACUGAAUAUAAAUUCAAAUGUGACGAAAGAUCCUUUGCGAUUACGGAUGAAACCGAUGGAUGGAUUGAAUAUCCAGUUUUAAUCGAAGAUGAAAAUACUGAUAAACAAAAUAAAGAUGAGGACAAACCCAACGAGGAGGAGAAAGACGAUAAACCGAAUAAAAGUGAUGAGAAAGAGAAAUCAAAUGAAGAAAAAGCAAAAGAAAAUGAAAAGGGUAAAGAGCCUGACGCAAGCCAGUCCGGAAGUAGUGAAAAAUCUGAAAAUGAUGAAGAUCAGAAAGAUACAGAAAAUGAUAAAGAUAAUAAAGAAAAAGAACAACUGGAAGUAUAUAAAUAUACUAUAUCAACGUUUACUGGUGAUAAAGAUGAAUCAGGAACAGCAGCUAAUGUAUAUCUUGAAAUAUACGGCAAUAGAGGAGAUACAGGAAGACGACGCUUGUUAUCCUCUUCCGAAUAUGCUUUGGAUAAUUUCAAAUCUGGUCAAAAGAAUACUUUUAUUGUUGAAGCCGUAGAUUUACUUGAUUUAACUCAUGUUUUGAUUGGCCACGACGGAAAAGAACCUGGUAACGGUUGGUUUUUGAAUAAAGUUGUUAUUGAAGUUGAAACAAAAGGAGACGGCAAUAAGAAAUUUUUCUUCCCCUGUAAUCGAUGGCUUGACGAGGGAGAAGACGACGGUUUAAUAGAAAGAAAAUUAGAAGUGAAACCUGAAGGUGAACCAUGGCAUUUUGAUAUCAAGACCGGUUCCGAAGAGGAGUCCGAAAUAGAGGGAGAAGCAAUUCUAAUGUUGUACGGUGAUAAAGGAAAAUCUAAGCAGAUAACUUUAAAACCUCCAAGUGGAAAGUUUGAUAUAAAGAGUAUUGAAAAGUUUGACACACUAGUUGAGUAUGUUAAUGAUGAAAUUGGUGAGUUAUAUAAGGUUAUAGUUGGAUUAGCCGAAAAAGAAGAUUCAACCGAAACUGUUCUAUGGAAAUUGAAUCGUAUUGUCGCGAAGAAGUUGGAAGAACUACCUGAACCCAACGAUGAUAACGAAAACGAACCACCUAAAGAAGAUCCUAAUGAAGAAAAAGAAGAUAAUAAAAGUGAUAACAAAACUGAUGAGAAUGGCUCGGAUGAAGGUAAAAAAGACGAUGACAAAAAUGAAGAUAAUUCAAACAAAGAAAGUGAUGAGAAGAAGAAGGACGACGAAGAAAAUAAAGGAGAUAAAGAGGAAGAUAAAAAAGAUGAUAAUGGAGAUACUGAUAAAGACGAAAACAAAGAAGAUGCCGACGAUGACAUAGCUGACGAUGAGCUUCUCUUCAAAGCCAACAAAUGGCUAAAGUCAUCACCAGAAACUGAUAGUUGGCUAGAAAUUCCGCUGUUUAAAAAGAAUGCAGAAGAAAUGCUGAAAAUCUUAACAUAUACAAUCGAAAUUUAUACAUCCGAUUUGGAAAAUGCCGACACUGAUGCUCAAGCCUUUAUUGAACUACGAGGAGAACGCGGUGACAGUCAUAGAAGAAAACUAAAAAAAGGAAAGAGGAAAACAGAGGGAGCAUUAUUUCGUAGAGGCCGACGAGAUGUAUUUGACAUUGACUGCGUAGACUUGUCCGAACUAAAAUCCGUUUUACUUGGCCACAAUAAUGGAGGUUCAGCAAAUGGAUGGCACGUGAAUAAAGUAGUAGUUAGAGAGAGAAUGGAGACGAAGAAGAAAUUUACUUUCAAUUGCGACAAAUGGUUCGACGAGAAUCAAGAAGAAAAACUAAUUGAACGGGUCCUAGAACUUACCGAAGCCGUUGAUGACGAUGGUCCAAAUGAGGAUGAUUGGAAAUUAACACUAGUAACUAGUGACAAAGAAAAGGCUGACACUGAUGCUCAAGUCACAUUAACGGUGUUUGGAGAAAAUGGUAAUUCCGGUCCUCUGCCGAUAGCUGAACCAGGACAAGGAUUAUUCCAAAAGGGAGCGAAAGAUGAAGUAGAUAUCUUAGUUGACUAUAAUGAAGUAGGCAAACUAACCAAGGUCCGUUUAGAGCAUGACAAUAGUAAAGGUAACGAAGAAAGCUCUUGGCAUGUUGAAAAAAUAUUAAUGGAAAAUCUGCUAAGUGGAGACGAAUUAGAAUUCAAAGUUGAUAAAUGGUUGUCAGCCACCGAAGAAGAAGGAAACAUUAUGAUUGAAUUGUCUGCAGAAUGGCCAGAUAAAGAUCCUCUGGAAGUUAAAAAGUAUGAAAUAGCAAUAAAGUAUGGAAAAGAUUCAAAGUUAGAUAAAGGUCAAUUAGAUAUUACACUAUUCGAUUCCGAGAGUAAUGAUUCUGGGAAGAGACUCAUAUUUAAGAAAAAAGAUGGAGAAAAACCAGAUUUCAAAGAAGAGACGGAAGAAGAGUUUGUAAUUGAGGCCGUAGGUUUGCAAGAUAUUCAAGCGAUAACAGUAGGGUUACAGGGUGAGGAUGAUAAGGUCUUUAUUGAAACAGUGUCUGUUAAGGAUCCAGAUGAAAAGAUUGAGAGCUUCGAAUGCAACGAGAUGAUCGAGUCAAAGGGUGAAAGAACCGAAAAAAAGUUGGAAAAGAAAAACGAAGAUGACGAUAAAAAGGAAGAUGAUAAGGAAGAUGAUAAGGAAAAGGAUGGUGACGAAGGUGACAGCAAAGACAAAUAA
This is a messenger RNA of Dimorphilus gyrociliatus, 11350 nucleotides long. NCBI's taxonomy places the organism in Eukaryota, Metazoa, Annelida, Polychaeta, Dinophilidae. The record is from the annotation of a GenBank genome assembly.